This is a messenger RNA of Cajanus cajan (pigeon pea), 863 nucleotides long. NCBI's taxonomy places the organism in Eukaryota, Viridiplantae, Streptophyta, Magnoliopsida, Fabales, Fabaceae. The record is from RefSeq and is a predicted model, not a curated record.
GGCCUUCAAACUGGGAGCGGUUCUCUCCCUCUCACUCUCUUUAAAAGAACGAAACUCGAUAAAGAAAAAAAAGUCAAUCUUAAUUCCCAUGUCCUCUCUGCAACGUUAGCCAUUGAAUUGAAAUUUGAUGGCUGAAAAUUCGUCGGCUCCGCGGCGGCAAACUCCUUCUCCUCCAUCGCCUUACGUGGAGGUGAAUUGCAGAAGCUCCGGCAAGACCCGGCGGUUCGCGGCAGGCACCGAGGCGGGGUUCGCGGUGGCACUGAUGAAUCGGAAGCUGAAGGGAGCGGUGGUGGCUGCGUCGCACAUAGAAGCAGUGAAGGAUGGGGAAGAACCAAUUGCUUUUGGCCCCACUUCGUUUCUUUCCAACUUCGGUGACGGUUGGAAACUCCAAACUGUUACCCUACCUGACCUUUUCUCAGAAGUGGGGAAUGUACAAUUUCAACGGAUGGCAAUGCAGACACCUCCAGGACCAGUUUCAGGUGUUCCAGGUCCUGCAAAAAGUGUAUCCAAUCCUAUCAGCUUUGUAUAUCUUGUUAAAAUAAUAUUUGCUUUUAUUUUGAUUUUCUUACUCGGUACAAUUUUCACUUUGUUUCUCGAUAACCUUCCUGCAUUCAUAUUGUUUCUUAAGUCAAUAAUCUAGUGCCUUUUUAUUUUUAUUGCUUGAAAUGUAUAUAUGCAUCAAGCAAGUGGUUCAAUCUAUGUAACCUUUUUGUCUAGGACUAGAAUUCAAACUAUGGAAGUAGACGAUGGCAGAAACUGAACUAUGGGAUCAUCUUAUCUCCAACAUUUCAUAUUUAAGUUGCCACAAAAUCUAUGUUGUUAGAAAACAAUCCUCCAAAUUUACUUGUCUCGCAAUUUCGUCC